Centruroides sculpturatus (bark scorpion) is the source of this 4057-nucleotide messenger RNA. RefSeq lists its product as uncharacterized. Lineage: Eukaryota; Metazoa; Arthropoda; Arachnida; Scorpiones; Buthidae. The transcript has 26 exons. The record is from RefSeq and is a predicted model, not a curated record. The annotation marks the transcript as partial.
AUGUUAUGGAAACUAUUUGUAGAUAAGGAUGAUUGUGAGAAAUGUGUUGCGGUAUUGCAUGAACUUGAAAACAUUGAUGAUGAAGCUGAUGGUCACGAUAUUGGUUUUGUAAAAAUUUCUGAUGAAGAUCUUGCAGAAGAGUAUGGCUUAGAUGAUUUACCUUCUCUUGUUUAUUACAGGAAGAAAAUCCCAAUACUUUAUCAAGGAGAUCUUAUGAAUGAAGAAGAGGUUUUGCAGUGGUUAUUUGAAUUUCAAGAUAUAGGGGAUGAUGAUGAUUUAAUUGAAGAUGUAACAGCAAAUGCCUUAGAAGCUUUGGUUCAGAAAUCGUCACAUUUAGCAGUUUUAUUUUAUGAUGGUGAUAGUAAAAGAAGUAUGAAAGUUUUGGAUCAAUUAGAAAAUAUUGAUGAUGAAGCAAAAAAAGAUGGUAUCACUUUUGUCAAAACUGAUAGUGAAAGGGCUUGUGAAGAUUAUGGUAUAGAAGAAAGACCUGCUUUAGUUUAUUUUGAGAAGACACUGCCAAAUUUUUAUCAAGGAGAUUUAACAAAAGAGAAUGAAUUAUUAGAAUGGCUUAUUAAACAAAAAGAAACAGAUGAAAUAGAAGAUGUUACUGAAAAAGCACUGGAACAAUUAAUAAAAUCUUCAGACAAUAUUGCUGUGUUAUUUUAUGAAACUGGUGAUACUCUUUGUGAAGAAGUGCUGCAGGAAUUAGAAAAUAUUGAUGAUGAUACAGAUCAACAUGGAAUAACAUUUGUAAAAAUAGAUGACAAUGAUAUGGCAGAAGAAUAUGAUGUACAUGAAUUUCCAACUUUGAUAUAUUUUGAAAAUCAAGUUCCAACUCUAUAUGAAGGAGACUUAAUGAUGAUAGAUGAACUGUUGCAAUGGCUAGUUGACCAAAGCUCUUCUGAAGAAAUAGAGAAAAUAAAUGAAAGAGUUUUAGAACAAAUGAUUGAAAAAACUGACUUCUUGGCUGUUUUGUUUUUUGACGAACAUGAUGAUGAUUGCCGGAAUGCUUUGAAAGAACUUGAAAAUAUUGAUGAUGAUGCUGAUGAAAAUAAAAUUCCAUUUGUAAAAAUUGACGAUAGAAAAGUGGCUGACGAAUACGGGAUUGAAGAUUUACCAAUGCUUGUUUAUUUUGAAAACAAAAUACCCUAUUUUUAUGAAGGUGACUUAACAGAUGAAGAUGAAGUUCUGGAAUGGCUGAUUCAUCAGAAAAAUGCAGAUGAAAUAGAAGAUAUUACAGAUAAAGUUUUAGAUCAGAUGAUUGAAAAAACUGAAUAUUUAGCUGUAUUUUUCUAUGAUAAAGAUAAUCCAACAUCACAGGAAAUUUUAAAGGAAUUAGAAAAUAUUGAUGAUGAAGCUGAUGAUAAAGGCUUAUUAUUUGUCAGGAUUGAUGAUGAAGAAGUUGCCAGAGAAUACGGUAUUGAUGAUGAACUUCCAAUUCUUGUAUAUUUUGAAAACCAAAUUCCUUUUAUUUAUCAAGGAGAUUUAAAAAAUGAAGAUGAGGUUUUGAAGUGGCUUGUUAAACAAAUGACUUCAGAUGAAAUUGAAGAUGUCACAGACAAAAUGACUGAUACUCUUAUUGAUACACAUGAGCAUGUUGCAGUUCUUUUCUAUGAUAAAGAUAAUCCAACAUCACAGGAAAUUUUAAAGGAAUUAGAAAAUAUUGAUGAUGAAGCUGAUGAUAAAGGCUUAUUAUUUGUCAGGAUUGAUGAUGAAGAAGUUGCCAGAGAAUACGGUAUUGAUGAUGAACUUCCAAUUCUUGUAUAUUUUGAAAACCAAAUUCCUUUUAUUUAUCAAGGAGAUUUAAAAAAUGAAGAUGAGGUUUUGAAGUGGCUUGUUAAACAAAUGACUUCAGAUGAAAUUGAAGAUGUCACAGACAAAAUGACUGAUACUCUUAUUGAUACACAUGAGCAUGUUGCAGUUCUUUUCUAUGAUAAAUCCAAAAAAAGUGAAAAAGUUUUGAGAGAAUUGGAAAAUAUUGAUGAUGAAGCAGAUCAAAACAAUAUUAUAUUUGUGAAAACUGAUGACAAGGAAGCCUCAGAGAAAUAUGGAAUCACAAAAUUUCCAACUUUGAUACUUUUUGAUGAUGAAAUUCCAAAUGUUUAUGAAGGUGAUUUAAUGAAAGAAGAAGAAGUUUUAGAUUGGUUAAUUAGUCAAAAAUCAGAUGAAGAAAUAGAAGAUGUGACUGAAAAUAUGUUAGAUCAAUUAAUUGAAAAUACACCAACGUUAGCAGUCUUAUUUUAUGACAAAAAGAAUCCUGAAAGUGAAGAAAUAUUAAAGGAAUUAGAAAACAUUGAUGAUGAUUUAGAUGGUCAUGGUAUUCCAUUUGUAAAAAUUGAUGAUGAUAGUAUGGCAAAGGAAUUUGGUGUUAAAGAUGAAUUGCCUAUUCUUUUGUACUUUGAAAAUCAACUUCCAAGUGUAUAUGAAGGAGAUCUUAAAAAUGAGGAAGAAGUUAUGACUUGGUUAAUAUUACAAAAAGAAGAAGAUACUAUAGAAGAAGUUACAGAAGAAAUGUUAGAAGAACUUAUUGAAGAAAAACAAUAUGUACUUGUAUUUUUUGCUCCAAAUGACUGUAAAAACUGUGAAUCAAUUCUUCAAGAACUUGAGAAUAUAGAUGAUGAUACUGAUAAACAUGGAAUUUUAUUUGUGACAACUGAUGAUACAAACUUUGCUAAGAAGAAAGCUUCUGUUACAAAAUUUCCAGCUCUUGUAUUUUUUAGACAGUCACAUCCAAUUUUGUAUAAAGAUGAUUUGAUGGAUGAAGAGAAAAUUUUGAAAUGGGUUACGAGUGAAGAUGUCUUAGAUAAUCCUGAUCAGAUAGAUCUUGUCAAUAAACAAAUGCUUGAAAAUAUGAUUGAUUCAUCUGAUUAUUUAGCAAUUCUUUUCUAUAAAGAUCAGUGUGAAGAAUGUGAAAUUGUUCUGAAGGAAUUAGAAAAUAUUGAUGAUGAUGCAGAAGCCAAUGACAUAGAUUUUGUUAAAGUCACAGAUUUGUCUGUAGCUAAAGAAUUUAGCAUUUUAACAUUUCCAACUUUGGUCUUUUUUCGAAAAAGGUUUCCUCAGUUUUAUGAUGGAGACUUGAAGAAUGAAGAGCAAGUACUGAAAUGGCUUCUGGAUAAUAAACAUCAGAAAGAUGAUGUUAUUGAAUAUGUUGAUAAAAAGAUGCUAGAUGUUUUAAUUGAUGAUGUUGAAAAUCUGGUAGUUUAUUUCUAUGAAAGGAAUUGCCAUGAAUGUGAAAUUUUCUUACAAGAAUUGGAGAAAAUUGAUGAUGAUACUGAUCGUCAUGGAAUUCAUUUUGUAAAAACAGAUGACAUAAAACUGGCAAAAGAUUUUGGUGUUACCAGUCUUCCAACUCUUGUUUAUUUUGAAGAUAAAAUUCCAAGCAUAUAUCAUGGUAAAUUUUGUAUUUAUAUUAUAAAAAAUUUAGAUAUUUGUUAUUUGGAAAUAGAUGACUACAUUGCUAAGGCACGGGACCAAGGCUAUGCUACUAUGCUUCAACUUGGUUCUAGGGGUUUAAGUUAUGCCACUGCCGUAGUAAUGCAGACAGCUCUAAAGAUGAAAAAUGAAAAUGCAAUUUUACAUUGGUUAACAAGUCCUGAGAGUCUAGAUUUGAAUGAUGUCAUUGAAAAGGCAAAUAAAAAAAUGUUUGAACGAAUACUUUCUAAAGCAACUUAUCUUGCAACUUUAUUCUAUAGCACAAAAAGCUGCAAGCAGUGCAAUAAAGUAUUAGAAAGAUUAGAAAAAAUUGAUGAUGAAGCUGAUGCUGCUGGAAUUAAAUUUCUUAAGAUAGAUGAUGCACAUCUUGCAAAAAAAUUUGGAGUAAAUAAUUUGCCUGGAUUAUUAUUAUUUAAAAAAGGAGAAAAACAACCUAGUGUGUUCACAGGAGAUUUGAAAGAGGAAGAGAAAGUGUUAGACUGGCUAGUUUCACAAAAAGAUCCCCGCAGUGAAAGAAUUGAAGAAUUUGAAGGAGAUGCUUUGAAAGCAUUAAUAGAAAAUUCAGAAUCUGUUGCAAUAUAUUUCUAUGAUAAAGCGAAAUGCUCACCCUGCGAAGGAAGUGUGG